AUGUCGACUGUCCAUCAUGUCAGACAAACUAGAGACCGUAGUCCACCUGCUCGCACUCCUCCCCCGAGAUACUAUAACAGGCAUACAAACAUCCAGCCAAACCGCGACUCAACCAUCCCACCACUUUCACAAGAGAACUCCAACUCUUCAGAAGCUUGCUACAGCGAUGAAAGGGUUAUCUUUAAUGCUAUCCGCGGCUCUACGUCCAAUGAAGAACCCCGUCCCUACGAAAAUCCUUACGCCACAUGUUCGAUCCUAGAUAGAGGGUUGGCAGCCAAUAUGGCCAGACUCAUUCCACCGAUCUCCUCCCAGGACGGACAAUCCUCAACCCAGCAUCGACGUCCCUCCAAAAAACGACCGCGCAUCGACCAAGGCAGAUGGCGAAAUCAGCUCCUUUCCGACCAGGGCACCUACUAUACAUCGCAGCUGGGCCCAAGUCCUUUGAAUGAAGCCUACUAUGUCCCCGAAUCUACUGAGAAUCAGCACCGCAAAGCCGUCUCUCUCGAUGCAGUGGCCGAUCAUAGUCCUGUCGGCUCUCGACAGCAUAACUGCUGGCCUGCAUCCAGCAUGCCGGUAGCUGUAACGACCAAUCAACCGCAAUACCCUCCCCCCGAAAGAUCGCCCACGCCUCCUGGUCUCCCAUCAUUCAACACUCCCGAAGCCGUGUACUGCUCAGCCCAGUUUCUCAUCGGGCACAACGGUCCCCGGGCUGUGCCAUCAAACCACCCACACGGAGAAACACCCUCUGCUCAACGCUCCACCUCAUAUACCGAUGCGUUUCGAAGAUUCCUAGGUUUCCAAGCCCCAGUAGAGACCGCGCCCACCGUACCCAGUGCAAUCGGAAUCGGACGAGCACCAGACGGAACUGCUGUGCAAGGCCGGUUUCCGCAUCGACAGAGUGGUCACGGUACAAGUUUAGCAAGACAACUAAACGACCACCCUUUCCACGACAACGCGCUUCCUACGGCGUCGAUCUCCCAAGCUAGCUUCGACUCAUUCCGGACUGGGCUGGAAGUUGCGCCCGGUACGCCAUCGAAGGGCUAUGGAUCUGUACCUCACACAGGACGAAAGAGAGGAGCUCGCGCUUUCGCCUUGGGUCUUUUUGGACGAACACCUACUUCAGCCCCUGCCCCUGUCCAAAGGGCACAGCAAGAAGAAGCUACCCCCGGUCCGAUAUCCCCUCUGCAACUCCCGCAGCCUCGAUAUGAUCUUGUUCGAACACCGUCCGAUCGCCGGCCAGAGGAUGGAAUGCUGAGCGCUGGGACAUAUACACUUUGUGAUGUUUUGGCUUGGGUUCCGACACGGAUGUACCUCUGCUGCUGUUUUAGUAGUUCUUCUAUUGAGAACAAUGAUGAUCUUGAGAUUAUCGCUUCUAGGGAGACUUAUGCGACGGCAAGAAGUCGGUUUUCGGGCCUGGGAGAUAGGCUUGAGCCUUCUCCGUAG
Messenger RNA from Penicillium verhagenii, 1443 nucleotides. RefSeq lists its product as uncharacterized. The coding region runs from base 1 to 1443 and encodes 480 amino acids. The transcript has a single exon. The record is from RefSeq and is a predicted model, not a curated record. Lineage: Eukaryota; Fungi; Ascomycota; Eurotiomycetes; Eurotiales; Aspergillaceae.